UUGUCAUACGAUUGAUUGAUACACUUUCGUUUUAAAUCUGGAGAUCAGACCAGUUGAAAUCUAAUCAGGUAACAUGUGUGCAGGUUCUUAUAUUUAAAGAACUACUUUUUUACAUAGAUAUGCUUCAGAUGUUUUAGUUCCUUAAAAACUAUAUAAAUGACUUUAGUUUGCAGUAAUGUUUUAUUCAGCUAACAAUAUAACAGUAAUUAUAUAUGUAUUUUCACGUAUUGAUUUUGGAAUACGAUGCUAAUAAUAUAAGCAAAUUAUUUUUUGAUGUGAUCAGUUAUAAAUAGAUUUAGUAUAUUAGAUUACGGGUACGACUGUGGGAUACAGCUAGAGUAAAUUAAAGUAGGUGACAGUUUAUUUUUAGCUUAUUUACUCUAAUUUCACCCAAUCAAAUUUUUUUUUAUUAUAACUCGUUUAUUAUAAAAAGUGAGAAAACAAUAAAUAGAGUAUAUCUUAACUCAAAUUUAAUGAAAUAAACUUUUUAAAAAAUUUAUUUAUUUUCAUCCCUCUCAUUUUCACCAAAAUUUUCUACCUUUUUACUCUGAUAUCUAACCAAUCACACUGUACAAAUGUUCUGAAUCUAUAUUGUACUGAUUUUCACAUGGAAACUGAUAACUUCUUGUGUUUAUUUAUUGCUUUUAUCUGGUUUUGACCAAUUCCAGCUUACAUAAAACCAGUCUCACUAAAGUUUAUUAAAUAUUCGACACACAACGCAUGUGUGUGUUUACCAUCAUUAUUGCACGUCACAAACCGCUGCAUCUUACACUUAAAGGAGGAGUGAUGAAACCAAGCAUAUAUUCUAAUGAAAAAAAUACUACAUGGAACAAAGUAAGAUGCCUUCUGAGCGUGUUACCUUGUGAGAGAGUGGGAGUAGAAGUAAAAUUGUCUCAAUGAGUUAUUGCAGUGUAACAAAAUCUCCUAAAAGGGUCUUAACGCAAUCACUCCUAACUGUGAAACUUCACACCAUGUCAUAGAACUGCUUACUAAUGGUUGAUAAGCCGAGCUAUAUUCCCUUUAUUUGUAGCAUCAACGACUACUUUCUCACUGAUCUUGAACAGCUGCAACACAAAUCCUUUCCUUGGUUAAAAGAGAGAUAGAGAGAGGAAUACAUAAUUGUGGAGAUAAAUGGGAAAUAGUCUCAACUCAUAUAGCAUUUUUUUCCCUUCCUCUCAGGUCUGCAAAUUGUACGUCUCACCUAUUCCAGUCUGUGUUUAAGAAUCUGAAACAAAAUACCGUUUCUCAUCAUUCCCUCUCUAUAAAAAAAAAGACAAAACCCACAUUCAUAGAUAAUUCUGCUGGCAGGAAGGCCCCAUCCAUGUAUUCCAGAUUUCCAAAAGGAGACCCGAUCAAUUUCUGUCCUCUGUGGCAGUGAAACAGACAUAUUAGAUUUGAUGAUAAUAUAAAAAAAAAGAGAGCUUUAGACUGAAAUCACUUUAAAACAUCAGAGAAUGCUUUCCUGCAGUGUAUAUUUGAGAGAGAAGCUUCUUCUUCUUCUUUUGGUAAUUUGAGUGUGAGAAACCAUGUUCAUUGCUGCAAGUUUCCGUCAAAUGAAACCGUCCAACCCAGUUGCUUGUCCCUUGGAUUGAAGAGGGUGGAAACCGAGCAAGAAUUAGAUCGCAGAGAAGGAAGAAAAUAUAGGAAAAGCAACGCAGCUCUUAAGACAGGUGAGAUUCAUUUCAUGGCAUAGCAUAUAAGACAACAACCCCAGUGCUGUAAGGCUGCACCAUGGGGUCUUGCUUGAGAGCUUGUUGCAGCUUUAGUACCUCGUAUUGUUGUUCUGCCGUAAGGUUCACUACUUGCUGGAGCAAUGUUGGACUGAACAUCCUGGGAGAGAAGUGCCUAGAGAAAAGAUAAUCAAACAUGGAGCCAAUAUAAUAGAUUUAAUUAAGCUUCCAAAUUAUAUGAUCAAUCUGAAGAGAAGCACUUUGAACAAAUUGAAGAGACUAAUCCUAGACAAAACACAGACAUACAAAAUAUUGAACAUUGAUAUUACUCUAUCAAGUAUACUUCUUCCUAAUUAUCAGCAUAAUUCUAAAUUAAUUAGGUCCAUAGAUAGCAGAAGGAGAUGCUUGGUGAUUUAGGCCAUAGAUUCUUUUUGUUGUUUCUCGUAAUGCAAUAUGCCCAGAGAACUAAUGAAGAGUUUGUCUUCGCCUUAGGUGAAAGUCUAGUGAUCUCGUGCAACAAAUUCCUGUUACCAUCAAAUUCUCUGCAACACAAUAUAAAUAGGUUAAUCAUCAACUAACGCAGUGGAAUUAAAAAAAAGUCGAGGUCGUCGUAAGCUGGGGAUCCAACAGAAGGAGUAAGCCUGCCUGCAUAUAUAUAUAUCCAAAGUAAUUUAGUAUAUGACAAAAGAACUUAAGAAAUAAAACUAAAAGAUAUUACUUUUCAAAUCUGAAAUCAAGAGAUAAAAAUCGAUUGAGAGGAAAUUCCACACCUAAAAGGCGCAAAAAUUUAACGGUCUCCAACCUUCUCGUCGUAGUCUGUGGACCUUCCUCUCUCUCAAGUGAUCCAACACAUGACAGACGACCUCUCGCAUUUCUCUGACGUCGCGGCCAAAGCUGAGGAGGAGGAGGCGACGGCGGAAUCGGCAAGAGAAGAGGCAUGAAACUGGCAUCAGUUACAAUCGGCUUGGAGUUUUUGAUUUUGAGAGGAGAUCCCUUAGGUGAAACGUUUCAGCUCUAUGGAGUAGAGAUAGGUUCGAUGUAAUUAUGUUCUUCUGAGUUCCAUGCGGUAUUCAAUUUCGUUUUAUGUAGGAGAUUCCUGGUGGUAGCUUGAACGCUACAUCAAUUUAUAUUGGGUGAAAGAGGAGAAGUGGAAGAUGAAAUCGUUAGGUUUUUAUGUUGUUAUGAAGAAGAGAAUAAUGGCUGCAAUUAGUGUCUGGUCAUGCAGAUUUAAUGGAAGAAGGGGAAACGACACCGAUAAAGGUAGAUCAGAUAAUAGUUGGGCCAAUAUAGCAAAUUAAUUUAAACCCAAACAAAAUCUCACUUUUAUCAUUAUCGACAUUAACUAAACUGACGUGUCAAAAAACACUUUUCUGAUUGGUUGAUUAUUAGUGAGGACGUGGACAGCAUGAGAGGAGCUUUUAUUCAACUUUUAGUAUUGUAUAUUGAUGAUGUUAAUUAAUUAUUCUUCAAUCUUUUGCUUAAGUUUCCUUCAUUAUUAUCAUGUGUUUGCUUCGUUAUCAUCACGUAUAAAAUAUCGAAGGUGGUGUGAGCCAACAAGUUAGCGAGGAUCGUGCAAAAUCUCUUUUUUUCUUUCACUUCAGCAAUUUGUUCUGAAUAGAGAAUAGUGGAGGAGGUUGAAAUAUGAAGAGGAAAAAAUCAUCUUCUACGACAGUGGUUUGUAUAUAGUACAUACCAUAACACAUGCAUAAAAGUUUGGUAUUUGUGGGUUUAUACGUGUUUUAAUUAGAUAACUAGAUUUUGACAAAGGGCGGAUAUAUUUUUUGUUUAAAAAAAAUUAGUUUUUAUAAUUUUUUUUGUAAUCAAAUUUGUGUUAAUAAUAAUUUAGUUUGAUAGAAUAUAUACAUAAAUUUGGUAAAAAUAAUUCAAUUUUGAAUUUAUACACAAAUAUAAAAUUUAAUUUAUUUUAGCAAAUCUAUGUAUCUAUUCUAUCAAUUAAAUUAAUAUCAAACACAAAAUAAUAACAAAAAAAAACAAAUAUAAAACUAAAUUUCACAAAAAAAUUAAAACAAAAAAUAUCCGUCAAAAUAUAGUUUCUAUUAAAAAUCCACUUAAACCCGUUAAACUCCAUUUUAACAUUAUGUGUUUUGUUAAUUGAUAAAUUUAGUGUAUGUGUAAAACUUUCAGAAUUAGAACAAAUUAACGUCUCGUCCAAUAAAUUCUAACUUCUUGAACUGAUAUGUAAGUUAUGUUGUUGUAGUGUGAUAAUGAUUUUUUUGAAAUAUAUCAAAGUUAAUUAUAAUCUAAACUUAUACUGUAAUUGUUGGUGAAAAUAGUAUUUAUUUUAUUUAGUAAUAUUAAGGGUGAGAAUAAAAGUGAAAAAUAUUUUAUAUAUAUAGUACUAUUUUAUUCUCCACAUAAACAAAACUCUUGAAGCUUGAGGUUGUCUUCUCCAAUAAUUCAGUCGCUUCUGAUUUUUUUUCCGUUUGAUUUACCCAUUACACCACCAGCGAGAACCAUAAACCCAUAAUACGACAUGAAUCCAUCCGUCUAUCUUCACCUUUCUCUGACCAUACCAAGAGCUAACUUCACGCAAAGAUCAAUGUGUUUCGUAUUGUAAACAUUGAUCACAAAACAAUACAAAUGAGAGAUCACGUUUAUAUUUAGUUGGACAUAUGCUGUCAUUUAUUUUCAUAACCGUGGAUUUUAGUUAGUAUAACUGAGAACUAUGGAUCCGAAAAUAUAGGAAUUAAGGAGAAGUUACGAUAUUAUCAUAUGUGGUUAGUGUUUAAAUAUAAUUAAAUACAGUUGCAUAAAGAAAAUAAUAAGUGACUGUUUAAAUAAAUAGUUGGACUCAAUUAUUAUCAAUUGGUCAUGUUCCUAAUUUAAUAGUAUUGAUAAUAAUCAUCGGAGUGGUAAGAAAAUGAUAGAUACAGCUGUAUGAAAAAUCUUGUUUUUUUUUUGUCAAACUUUUUUAAAGGGGUGCAACACGAGGAUGAGAAAUCUUGUUACAAUCCUAAUUAUUAGGUGAAAUAUAUAUUAAAUCUAACAUAAUCAAACGCUUUCCUACCAUAGCUUAAAGCAGGAUUAUCGUGGUAGUUUAGAUGGUUUUUAAAGAAAAAUUAGUGUGUGGAUCUCACAGAACUAUUAAAAACCGGUCACGGAAAGUAUGAAAUAAAAACUGAUAUUGGAGGAGUUUUUACACUGUUCGCAGAUUCCACUGAUAUUUAGCGGCCUGCGAUUGGUUUUAAAAAAAAAAAAAUUUGAGACAAAAAUAUAAAAGUAAAAUAAAAUAAUUUUUCUAAGAAACCACCUAAACAUUUUCAGCGUUAAUGAUGGUCUUAUAAUUGAAUCAUAAAGCAUUUAUUUUGGUGUUUGUUAGUAGAAACUUGUAUAAUCUUAAAAACAAGUUUGUAAUAUUACCGAUUGACCCAAUUAUCCAUGAAUUAAAAAAGGGGUAAAUAGGUAAAACCCAAAAAAGCUAUAUAUAUACUGGAAACGAGCUAAGCAAAUGAUACGAAGAAGAAAAGAAGAUGGGGCUACAAGGUCAGCUCAGUGACGUCUCUUCCGAUUCACUCCCUCUCAUGCUCCUCUCUCUCCUCGCCGUAUUCCUCAGCCGUCUCCGCUCUUUCCUCCUCCCUCCCUGCGAUCCAGCUUCUAAUCUCCCCCUCGACGACGGCUCCAUCGUAGCCUCGGGACUCGCCAACAUAAUCGUCCUCGCCGAUCAGCUGAGCCUGAACCGGCUCUCCUCGUACCGAAGCGUCGGCGAAGGCGGUUCAGACUGCGUCGUGUGUUUGUCGGAGCUGCAUGAAGGAGAAGAGGUGAGGAAGCUGGAGUGUGGACACGUGUUCCACAAGCCGUGCUUAGAGGGAUGGCUUCACCAUCUCCAUUUCACGUGUCCUUUAUGUAGAUCGGCUUUGGUCGCCGAUGGUUGCGUUUCCCGAACGCAGCGGCGCGUUGGGAGGGAUUUGAUCUCGUGCUUCUCUCUCCAUUGAUUCAAGCGUGUGACCGGAUCGGAAGAUUUCGAUCCAACGGCGGUGAUUCACCCAUCUUUAAUUGUCCUUUAUAUAUAUGAAUUACAUAUAAAAAAAAAAGAGGUACGUAGAUAUCAGAGAACUAGGUGGCUGACCCAUGCGCGCCCUUAUUUCUGAAGAAUGAUUAAACAAUAUCUCUAGUAUUCAUGUUUUAUGUCGCAUUUUUAAGUAUUUUUGUUGUUCACCAACACGAAGCUAAAAUAGUGUCAAGUGUGUUUUCAGUACGACAUAUAAGUUAAUAGAAACAAUACCUCUCUUUCAAAUUCUAUUACAGUGGCGAACAGAUAAUAUUCUACUGGUGAAGAAGCGAAACCGCAUCACCAACUCAUAAAAGACUCAUCAUGGUCCGUCUUUCGUAAACUUGGAUGUUGUUAAGGGCUCACCUACCCGUCUUUGUCCAAGUAGAAAAGUGUGAACUCGUCCCCCAUUUUUUUUUUUAACAAGUUGGCGGCCGCUAUAAUAGAAUUUGAAAGGAGUGAAGAGAAGAGGGAUUUCUUUGUUAUUUCACUCUCAGUUUGCAAUGUUUCAGCCCCCAUUUUCGGUUUGUAUACAAAAAGUUGAGAAAGUUGAACACGUCUUGGUGAUCCAGUUGAAUCUUUCUUUUCAGAAAAAUGUGUGAACACAGUAAUAUGGGCUUUCGAAUAGAGGGAAUGGCCCAAUAACAUCAUAGUUGGCCUAUUUCUGGCUCCAAUAUAUGCCUGUCAACACCUAGAUUGAUGACUCAAAAAUCUAGAAUUUUUUUAAAAAACAAUGCAAAACUUUUUUUCUCCAAAACAGUGGUUUCAUUUUUUCACCAGAAAUUCAAGCAUUAUAAAUAGUUCAUCCCAAUUCGAAUUAAACACAUGCGGCAGAAGUUAUAGCAUCAACCCUUUUAUCACUGAGUUGGUAAUUAAAAAAAGAAGCUAAGAGGGAUUUCAAAGCUUUGAAUGCAAUUGGAAGCUUCGAAUAUGCUUUCGAAGAGAACGAACCUAUAUCUUCAGGAAAGUGUGGUUUAUAUGCUUCAAGUACUUGUAAUCUUUAAAGUUAUAGUGCUUCCACGCUAGGUUUAGGAAGCGAGUUUACGGGGUAUAGAUCUAGGGGAAGGAUAUCUGGUGUUAUGUUGGAUCAAAGAACUCUGUUUAUCCUGUAUCAAUUAAUAACCAUCUUCCACAUUUUUCUGUAUAGCAGAGUUUGAUUUUUUCAGCCAAUCGUACAAGCUCAAAACGAAGCUAAAGUGUUGUUUUAGUUAGGUUAAACAUAAUCUUAAUUUCUUAAGAUUCAACUCAUUACCCGUUUGAUGUAUAUAUUAAUGCUGCUAUACUCUUUUUAUUUGCAACGUAAGCUUUGUUAUUAAGUUAUACCAUUUCUACAAGAGGAGACUCUUCAUAACAUUAACACAACAUAAAUGUAUUCGUAGGCUGAACACACACAGACACAAAGCUCACACACAAACACCAUCAUAGUAAUAGAUAUAAGAAUUGUUUUUUUUUUCAGGUUAAGGAAAAAAUCGGACCAGUAACCUUCGAUUCCCCAGCAUCAAGCAAUGCAAUAAUCUCGCUCUCCCUAGACUUACUUCUCUAUGAAAGAGCGUAGAUUAUUGCAAAGCCCAUCUUUCUCAAUAUGUUAAUUCAUAUAUAUUACACCUUCCAUCACUUUCCUUCGACCGUCGUCCUCUUCGUCUGUGGACACCAUAGCUUAUCUCUCAAA
Brassica rapa (field mustard) is the source of this 7348-nucleotide messenger RNA. RefSeq names its product E3 ubiquitin-protein ligase RHA2A. NCBI's taxonomy places the organism in Eukaryota, Viridiplantae, Streptophyta, Magnoliopsida, Brassicales, Brassicaceae. The record is from RefSeq and is a predicted model, not a curated record.